Molecule: messenger RNA, 912 nt
Organism: Durusdinium trenchii
Lineage: Eukaryota; Dinophyceae; Suessiales; Symbiodiniaceae
Source: the annotation of a GenBank genome assembly
AUGAAAGACAGGCAUGCUUCCUCGACUGGGCGCCGAUCCACCGGCUUAGAAUUGCCAGGAAGGGAUUUGGAGCCCGGCCCAUUGAACGAGGGAGGGGUCCGGUCGACCAAAAGCCCAGCUCGAGGCUUGCUGCUGGGAAGCGAAGGUUGCCUUGGAGUCAUCACCGCCGCGGUGGUGCGGAUCCAUCCCCUCCCGGAGGUGCUGGAGUAUGAAUCUCUGGAGUUCACCAGUUGGGAUCUUGGAGUGUCCUUCAUGCGCCAGGUAUCACAGCUGCCACGUGCCCUGAAGCCUGCCUGCUUCCGCCUGCUAGACAAUGGCGAGUUCAAAUUGGCUGAAGCGCUUCGAGAGGACCUGCACCGCUCGCGGUGGAGAAUGCCUCGAAGUGGCCAAGAAAGCGUUGCCCUGCUACUUUUUGAAGGGUCUGGUGAUGAAGUGGAUCCUUGGAUGAGCCAAAUUGCCAGCUCGUGCAGCGGAACUUGGACGGGACCGGCGAUCGGGGAAGCUCUGUAUCAGAUGUACUUUGUCAUACCCUACGUGAGAGACUUUGGUAUGGACUACAGCAUCCUUUGUGAGUCCUUUGAGCUCUUGCUGCCCUGGAGCCGUAUCUCCGGUCUUGAGUGGCCCUCUGUUGUGGAGGCCACGGCGGCGAAGCACCAGGCCUUGCAAUUACCGGGCGUGGCAAAGCUUUGGAAAGGUCUGCUGCCCUCCACGGAAGGAGGCCUUUUGCGCCUCUCCAUCGCCACGUCUGUCGAAGGUUUCGAGUGGGCAGCUGCCUUGGAGGCCUUUCAGGGCCUUCAAGAUGCAGCUCGAAGAGUCCUGGAACAGCAGGCAGACCCAGGUUGGAAACAAGAUACAGGUGUGGCCCUAACGAGUCUGAAAGCUGCGCUGGAUCCACACCAUGUGCUGGGCUAG